ACAAACCAAUUUUGGCAACAACAAAAUGUUAACACAAAGCACAAACAACACAUAAACACAGGAUUUCAGAUUUGAAGUCAAGAGAAGAAAGAAAGGAAAGAAAGCUGCCAUUUAAUUUGUAGUCGUAGUCUCCUUUUUAUUGGAGAGGAACGAUUUUUACACGUAACUGAGCCGCAGGAGAUUGACAAAUCAUGGAGGAGCAAGCGUGUCCCCGCUGCAAGACGACAAAGUAUCGGAACCCGUCGUUGAAAUUGAUGGUCAACGUGUGUGGCCAUGCCUUGUGUGAGAGCUGCGUGGACCUUCUUUUCCUCAAGGGAUCAGGAUCAUGUCCCGACUGCGGCGUGCCUCUGCGCAGGAGUAAUUUUCGGGUGCAGAUUUUUGAGGACCCUUUUGUUGAAAAGGAGAUGGACGUCAGAAGGCGUGUGAUGAAAGACUACAACCUCCGAGAAGAGGACUUUGCCACCUUGAGGGAGUACAAUGAUUACCUAGAGGAGCUGGAGACCAUUAUUUACAACCUCACCAACAAUAUAGAAAUAAUUGCCACCAAUCAACGAAUUGACAAAUUUAAGCGAGACAAUAAAGAGAUCAUUAGCAGAAAUCGUGCCAGGACGGGCCGGGAAGAAAUGGAACUUGAGGAGCUUUUAGAAGAGGAGAAGCAAGUCCACGAAAACAGGAAACGAGCCAUUGUGGAGGAAGAGUUGCAAGAGAAGCGGAAAAAGAUGCGAAACAAAGAGGCCUUGAUUGACGAGCUCAUGUUUUCAGAACAAAGUGCUGCUAGUAUUGUAGAGACAUUCAAGAAGAGGAAGCAGGAGGAGGAGGAAGAAAUAGAAAAGAUCGAAGUUGCUCUACCUCCUGUUGCUGCAACUCAGUUCUCUACAGGCAUCAAAUUUGGACAGCGAGUGCCAAAAGAUGGAUUUUUACCUGUUCCCAAGGAGGAUGAUACUCCUCUUUACAAAUACGAGCCUUUGGUUAUACCCAGAAACGGACCAGUUCCUCCAAAUUGGAAUGAACUUACGGAGAUGAAGUAUAUUGUGCAUGUCCGAGAAGCUUCUAAAGUGGAAAAGGCAGGAGGUUUCCUUGCUCAGCUGGCUUGUCUGAGGGCCCUCGAAGAAGCCUUUGAUGGACUUUUUGCCUCAAAAAAAUUAGUAGUAGGAGAAAGCUGAAAUUUGGCGUAAUUCAUUUUUUAAAUUUAUUAAAUUUCUGAAAAAUAAAUUUGAUUCAAACGCGAUUAAAUUGAGUCAUUUAUCAUUGAAUUUU
This is a messenger RNA of Neocloeon triangulifer, 1257 nucleotides long. RefSeq names its product CDK-activating kinase assembly factor MAT1 (gene Mat1). Gene Ontology annotation, cellular component: transcription factor TFIIH holo complex. Gene Ontology annotation, molecular function: cyclin-dependent protein serine/threonine kinase activator activity. The transcript has 2 exons. Gene Ontology annotation, biological process: regulation of transcription by RNA polymerase II; nucleotide-excision repair; positive regulation of cyclin-dependent protein serine/threonine kinase activity. Bases 192 to 1163 code for a protein of 323 amino acids. The record is from RefSeq and is a predicted model, not a curated record. NCBI's taxonomy places the organism in Eukaryota, Metazoa, Arthropoda, Insecta, Ephemeroptera, Baetidae.